Marchantia polymorpha subsp. ruderalis is the source of this 1047-nucleotide messenger RNA. NCBI's taxonomy places the organism in Eukaryota, Viridiplantae, Streptophyta, Marchantiopsida, Marchantiales, Marchantiaceae. The record is from the annotation of a GenBank genome assembly.
GAAGAAGCCAAAGUUGGUGCUGGUCGUGGUGGACAGGCCUUCCUCCAUCGCCAGCCCCCUGGCCCAAGAACUCCCUCUCGAUCAGAUAGACACUCGGUCGAGAGAUCGGUGAGCCGAUCGGAGGACGAGAUGGAGGCGGUGAUGAUUUGGCUUCUGACGAUCGGAAGCGUCUGGGGGACGACGAAUGCUCUGAUCAAGCGCGGAGCCGUGAAGGCGCAAGAGAAGCAGCGAGAUCGAGAGCAGAGAGAGCGAGAACGAGGAGGAGGAGGAGGAAAGAUUUGGGUGGUGGAGUUCGUGCGCGAUUGGGUGGAGCUGCUGCGCGUGUGGGAGUACUCGGUGCCAUUCGCCAUGAAUCUGGCGGCGUCGGUCUUCUUCAUGCGGCGCCUGGGCGACAGUCCUAUCAACAUCGCCGUGCCUGUGACCAACGCCACCACCUUCGCGGCCACGGCGCUGGCCGGGGCCGCCCUCGGCGAGCGCAUCCCCGUCCUGCAGGCCUUGGCCGGCGUCGCGCUCAUCGCCAUGGGCAUCGUUCUGUGCAUCUCUCCCGGCCUCGUCACCCAUCGAUUCGGUUCUUGAUGUCGAUCGCGUCGAUCGGACCUCUCUUACCUCGAGGGACAAUUGGCCUGGCAUGGAACGAUUUCACUCUUCUCAUUCAUUCAUCGAUUCAUUUUUCACUCUUCGACCGUCAUCGAAAGCUGUCACCUUCACCUUCGGUCUUCUCUUCUUCAUUAGUCUGCGGGAAUGUGCACAUUUGCCAUCUCUAGCAUUUGACAUGUUCUCGAGCAUUGCUCGCGGCGGCUGUGGAUCGAGCGAAGUCUCAAGCUGUGCUGCGCCUCGACACUUCGAGGCACGACCAGGCAGAUGGUACGUACGUACGAUCAAUCAGCUCCAAUGUGGCAUUUUCUUCCUACAAAACGAUCUCUGUCGGAGCCUGUUUUGAGGUUUUUUAAGGUUUUUCUCGUUCAUUCUUCAACAGGCGGAUACAGAUAUUCCACCUCGCUCGGCAUCGAAUCUCUCUCCAUUUCAUUCCAUUCUGUAUUAAUCUGA